AUGUCUGAGGAAAAGAUUUCCAGCAUCAAUAUUGAUUCAGAGUUAGAUUCUUCCAGCGAAGAAGUCAGAAUUACUGAAAAGUAUGCUGAUCCUUCAUUGCAGUUCCUUGAAGAUCAUGAUGAAGAGUUCAAAGAUGUGAAAUUCACCGCUGUUGAUGAAAAAGAGUUAAAUAAACGUCUUUACUUAUGGCUUUUCCCAUUAAUCUUUGUGAUUAAUGCGGUUCUUUUCAUUGAUAAGACUACCUUGGCUUACUCUACGAUUUUAGGUCUCUUUGAAUCUACACAUAUUAAUGCUGCCCAAUAUGAUGAUUUGAAUUCUAUUUUCUACACUGGCUAUACAGUUGGUCAACUAUUGAAUUUCGUCUUGCAAAAAUCCAAUAUGAGCAAAUACAUGACGUACAUAAUUUUUUCUUGGUCUGUUGUUAUUUUCUGUCAUUGUGGUGCAUAUAACUUCGGAGGUCUUGUCAUUCUUAGAUUUGUCCUUGGUUUAAUUGAAAGUACCGUUGUCCCAGCUUUGGAGGUUACUAUGUUACAAUUUUUCACUCCUAAACAAAGAGCUACUUUACAACCUGUUUUUUGGAUUUCCUGUGUUGGCGCUUCAGUAAUUAUUUCAGGCUUUAUCGCUUAUGGUGUCCUUUGGGCUAAAAAUUCUAUUCCACCAUGGCAAAUCUUUAUGAUCAUUACUGGAGGUUCUACUUUCUUUGUCGCAAUUUGGGUUGCCUUAUUCUACCCAUCUGACCCAGUUGGAGCUAAAUUCUUGACUGAAAAACAGAAAUAUUUCCUAAUCAAGAAAAUUCAAGGUGAAUCUAGGGCUUCCAUUGUGCAACAUGUUGUCAAGAAGGAACAAAUAAUUGAAUGUAUCAAGGAUCCAAUAUCAUGGUUGUUCACCCUUUUCAUUUUCCUACUCAUGUUGUCUAACAACUUGUACUACCAACAAAACUUGUUAUAUGUUAGUCUUGGUGUCAGUGACUUAGGUUCUACUUUAGUUUCUGUUGCUGGUGGUGGAUUUUCUUCUAUUUUUCACCUUGCCGCCGCUGCAUUUAUCUACUUUAGACCAAACAGUACCGCUCUCAUUUCUACUUUAGCUUGUCUUCCAUCCAUCGCUGGUGGGAUUGUUAUGAUUACUCUCCCAUGGCAUAACAAAUUAGGCCUUUUAUCCUGUCUUCUCUUAGCUUCUAAUACUUAUGGUGUUACAUUUAUUGUGGGUCUUGGCUGGGCCACAUCUUCUUGUUCCGGUAACACCAAAAGAUUCUUUCGUCAUUUUAUGUUUAUGGCCUCUUAUGGUAUUGCUAAUAUUAUAUCUCCUCAAUUAUGGAAAGGUAAUCAAGGCCAUGACAAAACAGGUGUGGAUCGUUACUAUGCUGCUUGGAUCGUCCAAAUUGUUUUGGCUUGGGUUGGGGCUCCAGCGAUCGCUUGGAUUAUUCACUUCAUCUUGUCGGGCAGAAACAAUAAGAGAUUGGCUGCCAUUGAGGCUGAGGGCAAAAACGUUCUUGGUAGUGUCGUCAAGACCGAUGAUAAUGGUAACGAAGUAAUCAACAAAGUUGAUGUUGCUAACUUAGACCUUACUGAUCUCGAAAACAAACGCUUCAUUUAUCCUUUAUAA
This is a messenger RNA of Saccharomycopsis crataegensis, 1602 nucleotides long. RefSeq lists its product as uncharacterized. The record is from RefSeq and is a predicted model, not a curated record. NCBI's taxonomy places the organism in Eukaryota, Fungi, Ascomycota, Saccharomycetes, Ascoideales, Saccharomycopsidaceae. Gene Ontology annotation, cellular component: membrane. The coding region runs from base 1 to 1602 and encodes 533 amino acids. Gene Ontology annotation, biological process: transmembrane transport; L-cysteine transport. Gene Ontology annotation, molecular function: L-cysteine transmembrane transporter activity. The transcript has a single exon.